Nerophis ophidion (straightnose pipefish) is the source of this 2064-nucleotide messenger RNA. RefSeq names its product serine/threonine-protein phosphatase 4 regulatory subunit 2-like. The record is from RefSeq and is a predicted model, not a curated record. Bases 107 to 1300 code for a protein of 397 amino acids. Gene Ontology annotation, cellular component: nucleus; cytoplasm; protein phosphatase 4 complex. The transcript has 9 exons. Gene Ontology annotation, biological process: protein dephosphorylation. Gene Ontology annotation, molecular function: protein phosphatase regulator activity. NCBI's taxonomy places the organism in Eukaryota, Metazoa, Chordata, Actinopteri, Syngnathiformes, Syngnathidae.
UGACGUCACUGCAGACAUGCGCAGUCUUCACCUCGACCAGCUUUGUUGCGUUGCUACUUGCUAUUGCUAACUAGCUAGUAUUUCCUUCCUGUGAGCGGAGGCAGCGAUGGACGCCGAAGCUUUGUCGGAAGCGUUUCAAGAUUUUGAGAAGAAAGCGAAAAGGGAUGCCAUGCCCCUGUUGGAGCAAUUCAUGUGUCAAGUUGCCAAGACAGGGGAAUCAGUGAUCCCGUGGUCACAGUUCAAAUCAUACUUCAUGUUUAAAUUGGAGAAGGUCAUAGAUGAUUUUCAUACAUCCACGCUGGAGCAGAGAAACCCUCACAAUCCCAAUGUAGAACACGUUCCUUUUGAGGAGAUGAAGAACAGGAUCUUAAAAAUUGUUGACAACUACAAUGGAAUCCCAUUCACCAUUCAGCGUCUGUGUGAACUUCUCACUGACCCCAAGAAAAACUAUUCUGGAACAGACAAGUUUCUCAGGGGUAUUGAAAAGAAUGUAAUGGUGGUAAGCUGUGUGUACUCUACAUCAGAGAAAAAUAGGGCAUCCAGUUCAACCAGAGUGAAUGGAGUGAUGUUUCCUGGCAACUCUUCUCUAUGCUCAGACAGUCGAAAUGUAAAUGGACCAGGCACGCCAAAACUGCUCAACAGGCCAAAGCUUUCAUUAUCACCAACGCUUUCCACCAAUGGGCUACCUGAUUGUGAUGUCUGCAAGGAGUCAGAGCCCAUGGAAGAGGAAGAGGCGGAGCACCGCAUCAGUGACGUUUCACUCAUGGGAGGUGAAAUAACUCCACGCAGCGGGAUAAAGCAUAAACAUUCUGAGGAGGAAGAAGAGGACGAGGUGGACCCUGAUGCUGAGAAGCACAGCAGCAAGAGACUAAAGGUUGACAAAAACCAUGAAGAGGGUGACACAAAAUGUGAAAACAAGGAAUACUCUUGUAAAGGCACAGAGGACACAUCGGCGAUGAAAUCUUCCGAAGACGCUUGCAGUCAGAAGAACAAAAGUGAAACAUCUUGUGGUACACAGUCCAUGCUUGAGGACCCAGGGCCCAGCAGCCCACUGACAGAAUUGCCAGAAAAAGAGGAAGCCAAAACAGAGGAGGCCCACUAUAACCAACCUGAGCGACCACUAAAAGAGAAUGCACACUCCGAGCAAGACACUGAGGACAGCAACAGCCGCAGCAGUAGGAGUGGAGACUGCCCGCCCAGCGUGUCUUCUUCUGGUGAUUCACCUGACUUGUCAACAGAGGGCGAUGCAGACAAUUCCGAAUGCACGAAUACAGAAACAGAGCCUGGACAAAAUGACUAACACAAGCUUGACCGCACAACUGACUCUUGACACUGUAUAAUACCACACCGAGGGAAACUGUAGCACUGUGGAACUCUGGGCUCCAGGAUAAGAAGAAAUGAGGGACCUCACAGAAGGAACUUUUUCCCCCUUCAGUUUCAGCUGGCAAAUGGACACACGUCACCUGGCCUUAGUGCUGGGCGAUCAUGGAGGCAGUGUUUUGAAAGUUUACUGUUUUCUAAGUUACUCCCCAAAAGUUAAAAUCAGACCCUGAUAAUUUAAUUUAGCCCUUAUGUGUUCAAUAACAUCAUCAUUGGCAUACACUUCCAAAAUGUUAACCUACUCAUUGUUGUUUUGACAGGAAAAAUUAUUUAGGUAAUGUCUCCAGAUGAUUAACAAUGUCUGCAUCCGCUUUUAAUUGUUUUUUUCUUUGAAAAACAUAACAUCAAGAGUAAAUGUGUAUUAACAUCGCACUAUUUCCUAAAAGUAUAUUGGACAUUAAACCAUUAACUCUGCUUAAGUUGAUAAUUUUCUUGUUGUAACCUGACAGUUUUAGAGUGUUAGUUCAGUAAAGUCAUUUCAGGUUUGCAUUCUGUAAAUUUUACAGAUGUUCGCCUCUAAUCACAACCCAUGCCUCCUUUUUGAUAGGUUAGAUUUUUACAAUACCUGCCUGUGAAUCCAUUUUUGUAGACUUGUUAUACACGUUCACUUCAAAAUGUUAAAAUUGUUGGAAAAUGAAUGCUCUUCUUUGUAUUCAUGUAAAGCAAUAAAUCCUGACAAAAAUA